Molecule: messenger RNA, 1061 nt
Organism: Dermacentor silvarum
Lineage: Eukaryota; Metazoa; Arthropoda; Arachnida; Ixodida; Ixodidae
Product: Golgi apparatus membrane protein TVP23 homolog B
Exons: 6
Coding region: 365-988 (207 amino acids)
Biological process (GO): vesicle-mediated transport; protein secretion
Cellular component (GO): Golgi membrane
Source: RefSeq, a predicted model, not a curated record
UUUACGCGCCCACCAUCGGCAGAGGAGGCUAUAAUAGCGAGAUAUAAUAAAGUUUCAGUCACGGGAGUUUGACGGGCGCGCGCACAAAUGAAUGAGGGGCAUGGUCUGCUUCCUCGCGUCGGAGGCGCUAAUUCCUGUGUACGCACAUAGAGCGCACAAUGGGAUCACAGAUCGGAGGUCGCGGCUGAGUCACAGCUGCUGACGAUCGUGUCGCCGGCUUUUGCCUACGUUGUAACUUUCUUUGCCGCAGGGUGGAACAGGCGUCACGCCGCAGCAAUGAUGGGGUUGUAAAUCACUUUCUAAUGAGGACCUCGGCCGAGUAAUAUAUCGAGGUCGCUGCGCUGCGCGUCAACUGGCCGCCCUGAUGGAAGGCACGGAAGACGCGGCCUCCAUAGACUUCGGCGACGUCGAAGCCGGCGUCGUGAGGAAGCCCAUCAGGCAUCGGAUGGCGGCGUUCUUCCACCUGGCCUUCCGGACGACGGCGCUGCUGACGUACCUGUUGUGCCGCUUCUUCACGGACAGUUUUGUGUCGAGCUUUGUGUCCAUCUUGCUGUUACUCUGCAUGGACUUCUGGACCGUCAAGAACGUCACAGGCCGCCUCCUGGUCGGCCUCCGCUGGUGGAACUACAUCGACGAUGCCGGGAAGAGCCACUGGGUCUUUGAGAGUCGCAAGUCGGGAGAGCAGACGACAGACAGCUCGGAGGCAGGCCUCUUCUGGAUGGGGCUUAUUGGGGCACCUGCCCUCUGGACCCUCUUUUUCUUUGUGUCCCUGUUCAGCUGGAACUUCCAGUGGCUGAUGGUGACCAUGAUAGCCCUGGCCCUGAACGGGGCCAACCUGUACGGCUACAUUCGCUGUCGGCUGGGUCGGAAGGGCUCCAUGAGGGCAGCCGCAUCCAACUUCUUUGGACAGCAACUCCUCCGCGGGAUGUUCAACAAAGCGGCGGCGCCCCCCGCAAGAGAAAGUGGAACGACCCAGCUUCAGCCGUGACGAGGUGCCCGGCCACUCGCUCCUGUCCAGUGUACAUAGACUGCCUCCCCUUCCAUAAAGCCAUUGUGACACA